Molecule: messenger RNA, 2442 nt
Organism: Sinocyclocheilus anshuiensis
Lineage: Eukaryota; Metazoa; Chordata; Actinopteri; Cypriniformes; Cyprinidae
Product: serine/threonine-protein kinase 33-like
Exons: 13
Coding region: 152-1636 (494 amino acids)
Biological process (GO): protein phosphorylation
Molecular function (GO): ATP binding; protein kinase activity
Source: RefSeq, a predicted model, not a curated record
CGUAGUUCGCCCUGCCUCCCUCUUCGAGGGAGGAAAGUUUGGACAACCGCAAAUGUCACAUAUGAAAUUCUCUUGCAUCAAGGAUUUCGAUGACCUGUAAGAGGCGUCACAGCGGAAAACGCCUUGGCAAACGAAACAACUCAUAUGAAAGAUGACACAUACAAAUGUUUCUGGAGCAGAAAAGAAAAUGCCAUCUCAAUGGACUCGCACAAACAGUGCAGAGAAGAAAGUGCCCCACACUCGCAUUGAGGAUGAAUCCGACAUACAGAAAAUCUAUUCCUUUGGGAGGAAAUUAGGUCAAGGCAACUUUGGUGUCGUCUGCGAAGUCACUCACAUUGAGACGCAGAGGAAGUGGGCAAUUAAGAAGGUGAACAAAGAGAAGGCAGGUACUUCUGGUGUAAAACAUCUGGAAAGAGAAGUGAACAUCAUGAAACAAGUGAAACAUGAACAUAUUAUACAUCUGGAGGAAGUUUUUGAGACGCCAAAGAGGAUGUACCUCGUGACUGAGCUUUGUGAAGGAGGCGAUCUAAAGGAUCUCCUGCAGAAGAACAAGCACUUCACUGAGGAGGAGACCAGACACAUCAUCAAAAGCUUAUCUGAAGCUAUUGUUUAUCUGCAUAAAAAAGACAUUGUUCAUCGUGACCUCAAACUGGAAAACAUUCUUGUGAAGAGUUUUCACCAAGGCAACGAUAACGAUUUGGUCAAUAUCAAGAUCACAGAUUUCGGACUCUCUGUGCAGAAGGGCGGUGUGGGCAGUGAAAACAUGCUGCAGGCCACUUGCGGGACACCUAUCUACAUGGCGCCUGAGGUGGUUAAUGGUCACCAGUACAGCCAACAGUGUGAUUUGUGGAGCAUUGGCGUCAUCAUGUACAUGCUACUGGGUGGAGAGCCUCCUUUCAUUUCCAGCUCCAAGGAAAGGCUUUCUGAGAUGAUUAUGAAAGGAGAGCUCACUUUUUCUGGCCCUGUGUGGCACACCAUUAGUGAUGCAGCCAAAACUGUAAUACGGUGUUUGUUGAAAGUUGACCCAGCUCAUCGCAUCACAGCCAAUGAGCUGCUAGAUAACCCUUGGAUUUCGGGGGACACCUCCACCGCUGUUACACGUACAAAUGUCUUAGAGAUGAUGCGUCAGUUCCGGAAUGCUCCAGAGGAUGAAGAGGGUGUGGAGAUGAGUGAGGGACUGCAAAACCUCUCUCUUACUUCCUCUCAGGACAAAGGGUCUGGGCCGAGAACAUCUCAAGAACUCUCAGUAACCCCAGCACCUCCUGAGGAUGUCAGAGAUAUCAGCAGUAGCAGCCAACACUCCACCCAAAACAAGAAGCCUCUGAAGAAAAAACUAUCAGCGUCCUCCUCUAACGGUGUUAAGAAGAGUGCGUUUAGUGCAAAGGCCUGCAGCACUGUCAAUACAUCCACUGCACAGUCCCACACAGGUAACAAACCCCCUGCUCAGCCAAGCGCAACAAGCUACAGCAAGGCCUCCUCCAUCUCAGGAUCCUGUCUCAAACCAUCAUCAACAGAAGCAGUCUCUGCAGCAUCCAACUCAAGCAGGCACGAAAGCUUGUCCCCACGACCCUACACCACUUCCAUCCACCGUUCCACCAAUCCAGCCAUUGGCUUCCGGGCUAAAAAACACAGCUAGACCUCGGCGGUGAGACUGCUUGAGUAGUUGCUUUCAGUGCCAAAGGUGAGGAAUUCCAAGGGGUCACUGCUACGUGGUGGGCCCGCUGGAUACACGAAUGACUCUUUAAGCCAGAACAGUUUUACAGUGAAGCUGAAGUAAAACUGUACUUCCUCCAAUGUGAAUGUGUUUUUUGAGGGUGAGCUACUAGAUAUUUUGGGGGUAAGUUGCUGCAUUAUUUUUUGGACCUGAAACAGAUGAACUCAUCGUGCCUAUUCAUGGCAUCUAACAUAAGGUGCAUAAGUCAUCUUUGCACAUUGAAAUGCUAUUAGCUAAUAAAUUCUCUAGAGAAAAAAGUAUGUUUCAUCAUGAAGGACUGUGAAGAAUGUAUUGACUAUAACAGGGUUUAAUAGCUUUUGCUCUGUGCUUUGCAAUGGUAAAUAGGCAAUAACAGAGUCAUUUGAUGCAAUAUUGAAACACAACAUAGUAUAUACCACUUUCGACUAAAGCAAAUGCCACAACAGUACGUGUAAAAACUAUCCUGAUGGACUUUAGGUUUUCUGUCUAUUCAUUUUACGAAUGUCUGCUGUUUCCUCUGCAGUUGUGCUAAUCACACUGGUCAUCUUUUGCCAAAUAACAUCAGGUAGCUGUUGUAUGUGAAUAGUUCUUUUUUGUUAGCCAUUAAAAAGAAGCCAUCCAAAAGCUUUUUGUCUUGAUUUUCAGUGACUCUUGUAUACAAUAUAUGUGACCCAUUAAUUCCCAAUACAUUUUUUCUUACCAAUGUUAGAUGUGCAGAACGCUUGCAUCACAAAUAAAUAAGUCAGGGG